Molecule: messenger RNA, 2178 nt
Organism: Kalmanozyma brasiliensis GHG001
Lineage: Eukaryota; Fungi; Basidiomycota; Ustilaginomycetes; Ustilaginales
Product: Myc-type, basic helix-loop-helix (bHLH) domain protein
Exons: 1
Coding region: 1-2178 (725 amino acids)
Biological process (GO): regulation of transcription by RNA polymerase II
Molecular function (GO): DNA-binding transcription factor activity, RNA polymerase II-specific; protein dimerization activity; RNA polymerase II cis-regulatory region sequence-specific DNA binding
Source: RefSeq, a predicted model, not a curated record
AUGUCGUUCGCGAUACCGCAUCCACCCACAGCCUCGGCCUCGUCCGAUUCAGGCUCCUCUGCAUCGCUCACUCCCACCGCUGCGCAUGGCUACACCAGCAACACUGGCUUCUCAGAUCCCUCGACCUCAGCCAACGCCUCCGCAGCCCCCGAGUCCACCUCGCUGUUCAGCUCGGAAGAGUCCAAGUUCAUCACCGACUCGCUCUCCUCGGCUGAAUCCUUCGAUCCAUUCACCAUCGGCGCGCCCGGCUUCAAAGUGCCGUCCCUCCUUCCGCCCAACAUUGCAUCUACGCACGAUCACCUCGCGUCCUCGUCCACUGGUCCUGCCGCUCCAGCGAUCCCUGCGUCCAAUCUCGAUCUGAGGACAAGGAGCUUGUCUGGACAGCAGCAGCCAUACAGCACCUCCUCGCCAGGCAACUCGGCGGAUGCGUUCAGCACUGCCCAACGUCUCAACAGCUUCAACCUCUACGGGCAUCGUCCAACGGGGGCGACACCACCGGCGGCGUCAGGUAGCAGCCCGUCCUACUUCAGCCAUCUUCAAGACGGCGGGUACUAUGGACCGGGCCGACACGCUUCUUUCUCGGGAGCCUCUUUGCCGUUGUCGCCGGCAGCGGUGGCCGCGGGGUAUGGAAAGAACAAGGCGUGGCAGAUGGAGCAGCUGUCGUUCCUCGAGGCGCAAGCAAAUCGCGGGGGCCAGCAGCAGCAGCAGUUUGGCGGUGCGCCACCAUACGCCGGUGGUGUGCAGGACAUUCGUCGCGGUAGCACAUCGAUGAUUGGUCGAGCGAGUCCGUACGAUAAUCUGUUCUUUGGCACCCCACAGCAUGUGUUGCUCCAACAACAGCAGCAACAGCAGCAUCAGAUGGAGCAGCAGCAAGGGAGGCCGUUCUAUCCAGGAAUGGAGGUGCCGCAACAGCAGCCGAGCCUGGGCAUGCUCGGAGCGCACUUUCCGAGCAGCCACAACUUUGGCUCGCUCCAACAGGCGCCACCAUCUCAACCGGGGAUGGGGCAAGACCUGCCAUCCGGAUUCUCAGCGCAGGCGCUGGCGAUGUUGAACGGCGAUGCGGGGUUAGGUAAUGUUUCGAGCCUGGUCGCUACUGAUGGUGGGAAUGCCACGCCGAAAGGGAGGAGGUUGUCGAAAACGCCUACGGACAGCGCGAGCAAACCUGCUCGAUCAGCGGCAUCGCCCGGGGCGGGCACCAAACGCACCUCUACAGGCAUUCCUAAAACCGCCCCUACGCACAGCACGUCCCUCCACCCAGGCCCGUCAGGAGCAGUCAUCCGCGCACUAGGAGACCUCGCGCACCUCGAUCUCGACCUCGAUUCCGCUCCUCAUCACCUUCCGCCCUCGCUCCAUCCCUAUUUCGCUCCACCUCGUCUCGAACGCACCCAGCCGCACCUCGAGAUGUUGCGGGCAGAACACAUCUCCAACGGCCUCAUCGACCCGUCCACUGGGCGGGAGAUCAAACCCGAGCCUACCGAAGAAGAUCUCAAACGCGACGCGGAAGAAGCGGAACGGGAGAAGAAACCACCUGCGCUGCUCACCACCGAGGAAAAGAAAGCCAACCACAUCGCCUCGGAGCAAAAACGACGUGCUAAUAUUCGAAAAGGUUACGAGCUGCUGUGCGACAUUGUUCCUAGCCUUCGUGAGGCGCUGGAGAGGGAGGCGGGCAAAAACGAUUCCGACGACGAGGGCAAGAAGGGCAAGAAGAAUGCGACGAAGAAAUCCGAUGAUGCAGGAGGGAUAGAGAUUGAUGGGGAGAAGAUCGAUGGGCGAGCGGGACCGAGGAGCGAGGCGGUGGUGCUGAUGAAGAGUUUGGAUCAUAUAGGUGGGUUGGUGGAGGGGUAUAGAGGAUUGUUGGGGAGGAGAAACAGGGCGCGGUUGGCGGUGGCGAGGAAGAUGGGGUGGGACGGGUUGGCGAAUCAGCCGGUUCCGGAUGUGGACCGGUUGAUGGCGAUCAAGGUGCAGGAGUGGUGGGCUGCCCAUGGGGAUGACGCGGAUGAAGAGGAGGGGGAUGAUGAGGAGCUGCGAUUCGGUGGCGCGGAUGAUGAUGAUGAUCAGCAGGCGGACGAAUCUACCGUCGUCGACGAGCCGAGCGGCAAGAAGAAGCCUGCAAAGGGGAAGAAGGCUCAAGGGAGGAAGAAGAAGGCUGAAAAGGACGAUGAUGGGAUGCACGACUAG